This is a messenger RNA of Mucor velutinosus, 1737 nucleotides long. RefSeq lists its product as uncharacterized. The transcript is spliced from 5 exons. The record is from RefSeq and is a predicted model, not a curated record. Gene Ontology annotation, molecular function: protein binding. NCBI's taxonomy places the organism in Eukaryota, Fungi, Mucoromycota, Mucoromycetes, Mucorales, Mucoraceae. Bases 1 to 1737 code for a protein of 578 amino acids.
AUGAAAUGGGAAACAAUUCAAACGGUCAAAGGGUUCGCUCCAUGUAAGCGAUAUGGCCACACUGCCACACUUUGGAACAAUUGCAUUAUUGUAUUUGGUGGCUGCAAUGAAUAUCAGGAAUACUGCAACGACGUCCAUGUAUUUGAUAUUGAGAAACUCAUCUGGUUUCAACCUGAAUUGAAUGGCUCAGUACCUGCACGAUACUUGCAUAGCGCGUCCGUGUACGACGACAAACUGUUUAUUUAUGGAGGAUUUGCAAAGAAUUCUGACCGCACUUAUGUUUUGGAUGAGCUCAGUGUGCUGGACCUCAAGUCCUUUACAUGGUCGAAAUUCCACGGCGUUCCUCCUAGAUACAACCAUUCAGCAACACUUGUAGGCCACAAAAUGUACAUUUAUGCUGGCAAAGACGAGCACGGAAACACCAUAUCAGAUCUGUUCGUCGUUAAUUUAAAUACUCCACCCUACACACCGCAUUUAGUAUUGAAUGGUUCCACUAAUUCACAAAUGGUAUUAUUAAAGAGUCAGCACUUUUGCGAGGCUGUGUGCGGAAAACUGCUGGUGUUUGGUCGAUACCUGACCCACGCUAGCACGACAUUGAUCAGCACAAGCAACAGCAACAGCAGCAGCAACAUCAGUAGCCAUAGCAGCAUGAAUACCAAUCCUGAAUCCAUGUAUGGACUGUGGAUGCUUGAUUUAGAUACAUUGACUUGGGAACGACAGGAUUGCAACGCCAAUUUCAAGGUUGGAGGUUGGAAUUACUUUACAAUCAUAUCCGAGAGUAACGACCAGGCUAUGGAUCAGCAAGUAACCCUAAACAACUUGUUUUUUCUCGGCAACACUGAUCCAUUUCGUCCACAAGGUUAUGAUCAUUUCAGAGAUGCUCUUGUGGUGAAUGGGGAAACACUUGGCUUAUACGACAUUCCACCGCCAUCGAUAUCAAGCGAAUUCUCUUGUCUGCUCAAUAAUCCAGAACUAUCCGAUUUUGUCAUUGUUCCAUCCAAUGGCCAAGAGCUUCAUGUCCAUCAAGUCAUUCUCAUCACGCGCUGGCCGCAUUUUAGGAAUAUUUACAAGUCGGGUAUGGUGGAAUCAAGACAAAGACGCAUGGAAAUACCAGAGCCCUAUGAGGUUGUGCUGGCGUUUCUCAAAUAUCUCUACAAUGAUCAGCUCGACGACAAUGAAUCUUGCGACAUUAUUUGCCAAGUACUGGUAUUGGCAAAUAUGUAUCUCCUCUAUCGACUCAAAAAGAUCUGCUGCCAACGACUCUACCACCAUCACUUGACUAUAGAGACAUGCGGUUUGAUAUUCGAAAAGGCCAUUGCAGCAGAAGAAGCUGGUCUCAAAUCACUGACGCUCGACUUUAUGUUUCGCAACCUGGGAUUCAUACUGAAAGCUAAUGUGUUGCUACAAAUGUCGCCUAUGAUUCGCAUGGAAUUCCUGGAAGCAGUGCCUGAAGAUGCUGUCUUAGAGGUUCAUCAUCGAUCGACAAGGAAUCCCACCUGCUCAACAUCCACCGAAUUCGCAGCCUCGAAAAGCACGGCCUAUAUCACUACUACAUACGAUACCACUAAUCAUCAUCACCACCUUCAUCAACUUCACCAUCCACAACAACAACAACAACAACAACAACAAGGCGUCAUUGUUGUUGGUGCAAGUGGAAACAAUGAUCUAAUACCAGUUACUCUUAAUACCAACAACAGCAAUCUCAAUGCAUCUUCAGCUGCAACUGUAGGUGUUUAA